AUGUCCUCCAACAAGUUUACGAGAGAGUACAAGCUGGUCGUGGUCGGCGGCGGUGGAGUCGGUAAAUCGUGCCUUACGAUCCGAUUGAUCCAAUCCCACUUCAUCGACGAGUACGAUCCGACAAUUGAGGACUCGUACCGAAAGCAAUGCAUCAUCGAUGACGAGGUAGCACUCCUUGACGUGCUCGACACGGCAGGGCAGGAAGAGUACUCGGCGAUGCGAGAGCAGUACAUGCGGACAGGCGAGGGCUUUCUGCUCGUUUACUCCAUCACGUCGCGGGAGAGCUUCGAGGAGAUUACUACUUUCCAGCAACAAAUUCUCCGCGUGAAGGACAAGGACUCGUUCCCUAUGGUGGUUGUAGGGAACAAGUGCGACUUGAACGAAGAGCGGGAGGUGUCUUAUAACGAGGGAUUGGCCCUCGCCAAGUCGUUCGGGUGCAAGUUCCUAGAGACGUCAGCCAAGGACGCGCUCUACGUGGAGGAUGCCUUCUACAAUACGGUGCGGGCGAUCAGAUCUUACAACCGCCAAGUACAGGGAUACUCGAACACAGGAAGCGGUCUCUCUAACCGGGAUGGGCCCUCCGGCAAGCUGGAGCUCGACGAUAACGAAGACGAGCGAGCCGGCUGCUGCAGCAAGUGCGUCCUGAUGUGA
This is a messenger RNA of Lasiosphaeria miniovina, 651 nucleotides long. Its product is annotated as ras small monomeric GTPase. The record is from RefSeq and is a predicted model, not a curated record. The coding region runs from base 1 to 651 and encodes 216 amino acids. The transcript is spliced from 4 exons. NCBI's taxonomy places the organism in Eukaryota, Fungi, Ascomycota, Sordariomycetes, Sordariales, Lasiosphaeriaceae. Gene Ontology annotation, biological process: Ras protein signal transduction. Gene Ontology annotation, cellular component: plasma membrane. Gene Ontology annotation, molecular function: GTPase activity; GDP binding; GTP binding.